Molecule: messenger RNA, 2911 nt
Organism: Talpa occidentalis (Iberian mole)
Lineage: Eukaryota; Metazoa; Chordata; Mammalia; Eulipotyphla; Talpidae
Product: tripartite motif-containing protein 66-like
Molecular function (GO): zinc ion binding
Source: RefSeq, a predicted model, not a curated record
CAGGAGGAGUCAACCAAGCCCUUUCUUACAGGAGCAUCUCAGCGCUCAUCAUCUGUCCUGGGUGUAACCGAGUAUACCUUACCAGGGAUGUAAUUGAACAUGUUUUCUAAAGUGUUUGUCUACUGCUCAAUCCAAGAUGGCCAGGAACUGCUCUGAGUGCAAGGAGAAGAGGGCAGCACACAUCCUCUGUACCUACUGCAACCGCUGGUUGUGCAGUUCCUGCACAGAGGAGCACCGGCAUGGCCCUGCCCCCGGGGGCCCGCUCUUUCCCCGGACCCAGAAGGGAUCUCCAGGAGUGAAUGGUGGCUCUGGGGACUUCGCCUUGUACUGUCCUCUACACACACAGGAAGUGCUCAAGCUGUUCUGUGAGACCUGUGAUGUGCUCACCUGCCAUAGCUGCCUCAUGGUGGAACACAAAGAACACAGGUGCAGACAUCUUGAAGAAGUUUUGCAAAACCAGAGGAUGCUUCUGGAAAGUGUGACUACCCAGGUGGCACAUAAAAAAUCCAGUCUGCAGACAUCUGCAAAGCAAAUUGAGGACAGGAUCUUUGAAGUGAAGCAUCAGCACAGAAAGGUGGAAAAUCAGAUCAAAAUGGCCAAGAUGGUUCUGAUGAAUGAGCUGAACAAACAGGCGAAUGGACUCAUAGAGGAGUUGGAGGGCAUUACAAAUGAGAGAAAGCGGAAACUGGAGCAGCAGUUACAGAGUAUCAUGGUUCUCAAUCGUCAGUUUGAGCAUGUGCAGAAUUUCAUCAACUGGGCUGUGUGCAGCAAAACUAGCAUCCCUUUCCUUUUCAGCAAAGAGCUGAUUGUGUUUCAGAUGCAGCGAUUGCUGGAGACAAAUUGUAAUACAGAUCCUGGCUCCCCUUGGAGUAUCAGGUUCACGUGGGAGCCUAACUUCUGGACCAAGCAGCUGGCUUCUCUUGGCUGCAUAACUACUGAAGGUGGACAACAGUCCCGGGCAGAUACACCUGCUUAUGGAAGCUUACAGGGACCGUCAUCCUUUUAUCAAAGCCACCAGUCCCCAGUGGCUCAGCAGGAGACUCUUACCCACCCCUCACAUAAGUUCCAGCCUUCAGCACUGUGUUCCUCUUCUGUGUGUUGCUCCCACUGUUCCCCAGUCUCACCCUCCCUCAAAGGCCAGGUCCCCACGCCAGGCAUGCACCCAGCCCACAGCUUUAGGCAGCCCUCUGAGAUUGUGCCCCAACAGCUGGGGCCACUGCAAUGCUCUGCCCUGCUGCCUAGGGAGAAAGAGCUGGCCUGCAAUCCUCAUCCACCAAAGCUGCUGCAGCCGUGGCUGGAAACCCAGCCCCCUGUGGAGCCGGAGAGCACAUCCCAAAGGCUGGGGCAGCCACUGACUUCCCAGCCGGUAUGCAUCGUCCCCCCACAGGAUGUUCAACAAGGAACCCAUGCCCAGCCCACCUUACAGACACCCUCAAUCCAAGUCCAGUUUGGCCACCACCAGAAGCUGAAACUCGGCCACUUUCAGCAGCACCCACAGCAGCAGCUGCCACCUCCACCACCUCCACCCCCUCCACCCCAGCAGCAGCCACCACCACCUCUACCUCCAUCCCAACAUCUGGCUUCUGGUCAGCAUGAGAGCCCUCCCGGGCCUGCCUGUUCCCAGAAUGUGGACAUAAUGCACCACAAGUUUGAACUGGAGGAAAUGCAGAAGGACCUAGAGCUUCUCCUCCAGGCUCAACAGCCCAGCCUACAACUGAGUCAGACCAAAUCUCCUCAGCAUCUUCAGCAAACCAUCGUGGGGCAGAUCAACUACAUUGUAAGGCAGCCAGCACCUGUCCAGUCCCAGAGCCAGGAGGACACCGUGCAGGUUACAGAUGAACCUCCAGCACCUGAAGGCCCAAAGCCAGCUCUCCCUCUUGAUAAGAAUACCGCUGCUACCUUACCUCAGGCCUCUGGGGAAGAAACCCCUCACAGUGUCCCCCCACUGGACAGCACCAUCCAGCACUCCUCUCCAAAUGUGGUGAGAAAGCACUCUACUUCGGUGAGCAUCAUGGGCUUUUCCAACACACUGGAGAUGGAGCUGUCAUCUACCAGGCUGGCAAGAACACUGGAACCACAGAUCCAGAGCGUGAGCAGCCUGACACCUAGCCCCCCACAGGUGGUACCAAGCCUGCUGAGUGGGCCUCCCCCAGCUGUGUCCAGCUUGACAAGUGGUCAAAACCAGGCCUUGCCUAGCCUGACAGCCAGUCACCUGCAGACCAUACCUAGCCUUGUGCGUAGUAUACCCCAGUCCAUGCCCAACCUACUGAGUGAUUCUGCGCAGUCCAUCACAAGCCUGGCAAGUGAUCACUCUCAGGCUGGACCCAACCUAAUGUCUGGUCCCACCCAGACUGUGCCAAGUCUGGCACUCUGUCCUCUGCAGAGCUUGCCUCCAACUUCUGAUACACAGCCGGAAACUGGAUCCAGCAGCAGUCCUGGGUCUGGCAGAGCUUCAGGGAGUCUAUGCCCCAGGGAUGGUGCUGACCCCUCUCUGGGGAAUACUCUGUGUAAGAUGGAAAGUGAGGAUUCCACCCACUUCAGUGACUCUUUGGGACAAGUUCCUACAACUGGACUGAAUGUCCAGGACUUAGCUAUUCCCUCAGAACUAGAAGAGCCAAUUAACCUCUCUGAAAAACCUACACUGGUCCCAGCAGUCAACACAUCCAUGGCUCUACAGCAGUACCGGAACCCAAAGGUGAGACUCCAAGAUAAUACAAAGGAGAACCAGCGUAUCAGACCCAUCAACAGUGAGCCCAAGAUUCCCUAUGUGCGACUGGAGAGACUCAAGAUCUGUGCUGCCUCUUCGGGAGAGAUGCCUGUGUUCAAGUUGAAGCCACAGAAGAAUGAUCAGGAUGGGAGCUUCCUGUUGAUCAUUGAAUGUGGCACUGAGUCCUCCAGCAUGUCCAUUAAG